AUGCGCACCUUCGCAGCGGUCUUCCUCGUCGCGGCCCUCUCGAUGGCCGAGGCCGCCCCGUCCGGCCUUCUGGCGCCUGGAGCAGCGUUGGCCGGCCCGAUCCUAGGCCCGGCUGCCCUCAGCGGCCCCGUCGCGGGCCCUGCAGCCCUCGCCGGACCCGCAGUUGGACCCGCUCGCCUCUCCGGAGCCGUGGACGGUGGAGCUGUCGUGACGGGAGCCGUCGCUGGCCCCUCCCUAGUUUCCGGUAGCGUUGCCGGCCACGCUGCACCCUGGCCGGCGGCACACUGGCCAGCCGCCCCCGCCCUCCCCUGGGGAGCCGUUCUGGCUGGACCCGCAGCACCUCCAGCAGCCCUCGCCGGCCCUAUCACCGCCCCAGCAUUGAUCGCUGGACCGUCGGGUAGCAUAGCCGCUGGGCCGGCUGGUGUGGGAAGUAUCCUUCGCGCGGAUGGACAUUGGUAA
Messenger RNA from Apis laboriosa (Himalayan honeybee), 459 nucleotides. RefSeq names its product tetra-peptide repeat homeobox protein 1-like. Lineage: Eukaryota; Metazoa; Arthropoda; Insecta; Hymenoptera; Apidae. The record is from RefSeq and is a predicted model, not a curated record. The coding region runs from base 1 to 459 and encodes 152 amino acids. The transcript has 2 exons.